Oncorhynchus nerka (sockeye salmon) is the source of this 3070-nucleotide messenger RNA. RefSeq names its product zinc finger protein 239-like. The coding region runs from base 265 to 981 and encodes 238 amino acids. The transcript is spliced from 2 exons. The record is from RefSeq and is a predicted model, not a curated record. Lineage: Eukaryota; Metazoa; Chordata; Actinopteri; Salmoniformes; Salmonidae. Gene Ontology annotation, biological process: regulation of transcription by RNA polymerase II. Gene Ontology annotation, molecular function: DNA-binding transcription factor activity, RNA polymerase II-specific; RNA polymerase II cis-regulatory region sequence-specific DNA binding.
GUUUCUUCAACAACAACAGCUAGUCAGACACCUACCGAGCUUGCUAGACAACAAAGCCGAAACAUUAAAGCUAUUUAGACUGCUCCGGUGUAUUACUACCUAUGUUUUAAACACACUUCUGUCGUAUCUACUUGUUAUCCCAUUUAAUUUAAUAUUCAUGCCUACGUUGUUAGUUACCGUAGUCAUCUACCCGUCUGGUUAAGAUAGCAGUAGCUCCAGGCUAAUCGUUAAUGCUAACUAGUUAGCUAGAUAACAUCCCCGACCAUGAGUUCACUGAGCUACUCUCCUCCUGAUAAAGAAGAGGAGGUCUGCUGGACGGAGAAAGAGGGUCUGUGGCUGAACGUUGUCGUGAAAGAAGAGAAGGAAGAGGAGGAUGUUACAAUACAAAAACAAGUAGAGGGUGAGGCUGUUACAGUGAAGGAAGAAGAGAAAGACGUUUCAGUGAAAGAAGAGGAAGACGAGUUCAGAGUGAAAGAGGAGGAGGAUGUUACAGUAAAAGAAGAGGAAGAGGGGGAGGAUGUUACUGUGAAAGAAGGGGAAGUGAAAGAGGUGGAUGCAGUUUUUGGAGUGAAAGAGGAGGAGGGUGAGAUUACCGUUACAUUGGGGGAGGAGGAACAAGAAGAGAAGACCGGAGAUCUGAUUACCACCAGAGAGAAACCAGACUCUCACUCUGACAGCGGGAAGAGUCCUUCAGGGGAACCAGACCCAGAGACGCCCAAACCAGCAGGAAAACACCACUGUUCCCUCUGUGGAAAGAGUUUUACUAAGUUGGGCAACCUGAAAGCGCAUGAGAUAAUACACACAGGAGAGAAGCCUUACCACUGCUCCCAAUGUGGAAAGAGUUUUACCUGGAUAGGGAACUGGAAAACACACGAGAAAAUACACACAGAAGGGGAGGAAGACUUUCCACUGCUCCCAAUGUGGAAAGAGUUUUACCAAGUCAGGGUCCCUGAAAAUGCACGAGAGAAUACACACAGGUGAGAAGCCUUACCACUGUUCCUAUUGUGAAAAGAGUUUUAGGUGGUUGGUGACCAUGAAAACUCACGAGAAUACCCACACAGGAGCAAAGCCAUACCAAUGCUCCCUGUGUGGAAAGAGUUUUACCCAGCUAGGAGGCCUGAAUAGACAUGACAGGACACACACAGGAGGGGAUAAGACAUACCACUGCUCCCAGUGUGGAAAGAGAUUUAACCGGUUAAGGCAUCUGAAUAAGCAUGAAAGAAUACAUACACAGGAGGAGAAGACAUACCACUGCUCUCAUUGUGGAAAGACAUUUUCCCGGGCAGAGGACCUGAAAUCACAUGAGAGAAUAGAGAGGCUGUGUUCUGACUUGUGUUUUUGACCUGAGAAUUUAGGUUUUUGUUUAUGGGCCAUUCCACUGUAACGGAGUGAUGCUGAGACUCACGUUUCCAUUUUAAAAUGUAUGCCAAGAAAAAAACAUUGAUUGCAAAGUUUAACAAACAAUACACCUACAGUACCAGUCAAAAGUUUGGACACACCUACUCAUUAAAGGGUUUUUCUUUAAUUUUUGCUAUUUUCUACAUUGUAGAAUAAUAAUGAAGAUAUCAAAACUAUGAAAUAACACACAUGGAGUCAUGUAAUAACAAAACAAGUGUUAAACAAAUCAAAAUAUAUUUUAGAUUCUUCAAAGUAGCCACCCUUUGCCUUGAUGACAGCUUUACACACUCUUGGCAUUCUCUCAACCAGCUUCACCUGGAAUUAUUUUUCAACAGUCUUGAAGGCUUUCCCACAUAUGCUGAGCACUUGUUGGCUGCUUUUCCUUCACUCUGCUGUCCAACUCAUCCCAAACCGUCUCAAUUGGGUUGAGGUCAGGUGAUUGUGGAGGCCAGGUCAUCUGAUGCAGCGCUCCAUCACUCUCCUUCAUCACUCUCCUUCUCCUUCACUCUCCUUCAAAUAGCCCUUACACAGCCUGAAGGUGUGUUUUGGGUCAAUGCCCUGUUGAAAAACAAAUGAUAGUCCCACUAAAUAAAUCACUGACAGAGUCACCAGCAAAGCACCAUCACACCUCCAAGCUUCACUGUAGGAGCCACACAUGCGGAGAUCGUCCGUUCACCUACUCUGCGUCUCACAAAGACACAGCAGGUGCAACCAAAAACCUCACAUUUCGACUCAUCAGACCAAAAGACAGAUUUCCACCGGUCUAAUGUCCAGUGUUUCUUGGCCCAAGCAAGUCUCUUCUUCUUAUUGGUGUCCUUUAUUAGUGGUUUCUUUGCAGCAAUUCGACCAUGAAGGCCUGAUUCACAUAGUCUCCUCUGAACAGUUGAUGUUGAGAUGUGUCUGUUAUUUGAACUCUGUGAAGCAUUUAUUUAAGCUGCAUUUUCUGAGGCUGGUAACUCUAAUGAACUUAUCCUCUGCAGCAGAGGUAACUCUGGGUCUUCCUUUUCUCUGGCGGUCCUCAUGAGAGCCAGUUUCAUCAUAGCGCUUGAUGGUUUUUGUGACUGCACUUGAAGUUUCAAAGUUCUUGACAUUUUCCAGAUUGACUGACCUUCAUGUCUUAAAGUAAUGAUGGACUGUCUUUUCUCAUUGCUUAUUUGAGAUGUUCUUGCCAUAAUAUGGGCUUGAUCUUUUACCAAAUAUCUUCUGUUUCCAACCCCUGGCUUGUCACAACACAACCGUUUGGCUCAAACUGAUUAUGAAGGAAAGAAAUUCCACAAAUGAGCUUCUAACAAUUAAAAUGCAUUCCAGGUACCUCAUGAAGCUGGUUGAGAGAAUACCUAGAGUGUGCAAAGCUGUCAUCAAGACAAAGGGUGGCUACUUUGAAAAGUCUAAAAUAUAAAUAUAUUUUAAUCUGUUUAACACUUUUUUGGUUACUUCCAUAUGUGUUAUUUCAUAGUUUUGAUGUCUUCACUAUUAUUCUACAAUGUAGAAAAUUGUAAAAAAAUAAAAAAUAAAAUAAAAAACCUUGAAUGAGUAGGUGUGUCCAAACUUUUAAUUGGUGCUGUACAUUGUUUGACUGAAUGAAUCAGAAAUUGCUUUAAAUGUAGAUGUUUAGUUUGUGUGAAGUUUGUUUUAAAUUCCCACUCAUUAAAAUUCUGAACUAAUCAAUCAA